CCAGACGAGGUCCUCGCCGGAGAUUUACCGAGCUUGGUCCCCGGCGGCGGUGGCAUCAGCGUCGGCGGCGGAUGGAAGGUGGGUGGCGAUGCUGAGGCAGCUGAUCGGCCAGGUCGAGGAGCUCUGGGAGCUCUACGGUCCUCGUAGCCUCGAUCGUGAUGAAAGUUCAUCUGUUUGAUUUAAAACGGAUAUAGAAGGGAGAAUUGGGAAUUGAGCAAAUGCGAUGGAGAGCAGGAAAAGUGAGGAGAAAAGUAUAGAACCAAGUUGCACUCCUUCAUCGACAAUGCGAAAGAAGGGAUUGGAGAUUGAAGGAUAUCCAAUUGAAGGGUUGUCUAUUGGUUGGCAAGAGACUUGUGUGAUUUUUCCUACUCUUAAGACGGCAUUUGAUAUUGGUAGAUGCCCGCAACGAGCUAUUUCUCAAGAUUUUCUCUUCAUUUCUCAUAGCCAUAUGGAUCACAUUGGAGGGCUCCCUAUGUAUGUUGCUACAAGAGGCUUGUAUAGUAUGAAACCACCAACUAUUUUUGUCCCUGUAUCUGUGAGAGAAAAUGUAGAAAAACUUUUUGAAGUGCACAGAGUAAUGCAUCAAUCUGAGUUGAAGCACAAUCUUGUUGCCUUGGAUAUAGGGGAAGAGUUUCAGAUGAGGAAAGACCUCAAAGUUAAAGCAUUCAGAACUUAUCAUGUCAUUCCAAGCCAGGGUUAUAUCAUUUAUUCUGUGAAGCAGAAACUUAAGCAGGAAUAUGCAGGUCUGUCUGGAAAUGAGAUUAAGAACUUAAGGUUAUCAGGUGUGGAGGUAACUUAUACCGUGUUAUCACCUGAAAUUGCCUUCACUGGGGAUACUAUGUCAGACUUUGUAGUUGAUCCAGAAAAUAGCGAUGCAUUAAGAGCACGAGUUCUUGUAAUGGAGAGUACUUUUGUUGAUGAUGCUGUGACAAUAGAGCACGCAAGAGAUUAUGGCCACACCCAUUUGUUUGAGAUUGCACACUAUGCUGAAAGAUUUCAAAACAAAGCAAUCCUCUUAAUUCAUUUUUCAGCUCGUUACCAAGCAGAUGAAAUUAAAGAAGCUAUUGCUAAACUUCCACCAUCUUUUUCUGGGUGAGUUUUUGCUCUGCUGGAAGGCAUCUAACUGUUGCUUGUAUGCUCAUAUCAAUUUACUCAUACACGACACGGAACCGACUUCACAUGACUCGAUAAACAUCAGAAUUCAGGAAGGGGAAGCACAAGUCAUCAGAAAUAAAAAUGAUAUUUCAUGCCUCAUUCAUAAUUCUUUCUCACCCCUUUCUUUUAUUGAUUUGAAGCUGUAGUUGAUGUCAUACUUAUGAGGAAACUUCUGAACUUCCAUGGUUCUUGCCAAUUGUAUGAAUUACAUACUCUUGAUCUAUUUUGUUAUCAUCUUUGUAUUGUAUUUACAUGUGAUAUUGGCUUCACUCUGGCUCUAUUAUAUUUGAACAUAGCUACUGCUUCUUCAGUGGCUUUUAAUUAGUUUUA
Dioscorea cayenensis subsp. rotundata (Guinea yam) is the source of this 1485-nucleotide messenger RNA. RefSeq names its product tRNase Z TRZ1-like. Lineage: Eukaryota; Viridiplantae; Streptophyta; Magnoliopsida; Dioscoreales; Dioscoreaceae. The record is from RefSeq and is a predicted model, not a curated record. The coding region runs from base 224 to 1096 and encodes 290 amino acids. The transcript has 9 exons.